ACACAAUCCCUUUGGGACACAAUCAUCCGGGCUCGCCCAGAAGGGUAUGCACUGGGACACAACUGCCGUAUUGGGACGUGCCCCACACUUUGUAUGGCCAUGGGUCACCCUCAUUCCUCAUGCAGUGAGGAAAGGGACCAUUUUCUGUGGGGGAGGGGGACGGCUCUGCACUCAGGAACUACUCCUGGUAGUGCUUGAGGGGCCAUCUGGGGGACUGGGGUCAAACUGGGUCAGCCGAAUGGAAGGUAAACGCCCCAGCUGCUGUGCUAUGGCUCUGCCCCCCAGAAAAGGACAGUUUUCUUUCUUUGGGGCCACACCCAGCAGUGCUCAGAGCUUGCUCUUGGCUCUUUGCGGUCAGGCCCCUGUUUCGCUGGCCCCAGGGUCCCCAUUGCACCUCCUUCAUGUGACCAGCCGCUGAGCCUCAGCCCUACAGGGUCCAGCUGGGGGCUGAGCCCUUUCCCAGGCUUCUUGGUGGGACUUGGUGAGCCAAGAGGUCUGGGGAAAACGCAAGAAAAUUUGGAGGGAUGGAGCAGGGGCUGGAAAGAGCCCAGAGCCCUGUGCUGGCUUCAGGCGCAGUGAGGCAGCGCAGAGCAAUACAUGCUGCAGGUGCUGAGGGCACCCGGGUGGGCAGGGGUCUGCCGCAGGCCUCCUGCAGGGGCUGGGGAGGCUCUGCUUGGCAGUGACAGAAGGCAGCCGCGCCAGGACACAGGGUGGAUGAUUCCCCCAGGGAGGGCACUGCUGCACCUCCUGGAGAUUCCACACUCUGCCCUGCCCCGAGGAAGGGUGGAGGUGGAGCGUCCAGGUGCGGGAGUGAUGGUCAAGGCGGGCCAGGGCUGGGAUGUGAGGCCUGGGCACUGCAGCCCCAGAGGGCGGCUGAGAGAUGAAGUCACUGUGGGGCCCUGGGCGCCGGGCACCACACUGAGGGCGGGAGCAGAGGGAGGAGGGCCUGGGGCAGGCUGGAGGAACAGGCGUGUGAGGCCAGAGCAGAGCUGGGGGCAGCUGUCGCCUGAAGGAGAGGCCAGGCUGCAGCGGAGGAAACAGGUGAGGCUCCAGCAACUGCCGCUCAGGACCCUGCCUGGGCCAGCAGGAGGCCUGCACGGCAGGGCCAGAGCUGCUGAGAGCAUGAGCCAGCAGGAGAGGGAGACGGAGGAGGAGGAGGAGGAGGGUGGGGGCGCGGCAGACACGGCCCCCAUGCUGCCGCAGAGGCUCAGUGGCCGCCAGAGCAGCGCUGCCCGGGCCCUGGCCGGGCUGUGCCACCUGCUGCUGUCCGCCCGGGCCCUGGCCGGGCUGCUCCUCCACCUGCUGCUGCCAGCCACCGUCUUCCUGCUGGUGCUGCUGCCGGCGGCCACCACCGUCUAUGUGGGAUUCCUGUGCCACUCCAGGGUCCACCCGGCGCCCCGGCCCGCCUGCCGGGCGCUGCUGUCGGACCGCGCGGCCGCGGCGCUCAUCGUGUCCGGUUUCCUGGCGCUGCCGCCGCUGCUCGUCCUCGCCGCCGCUGCCCGCUCCCGCCUGUCCCGGCGCCUGCGCCCGCUGCUGCCGCCGCCCACCUGGACCCUCGGACACUGCUGCUCCCUCGGCUCCGGAGACCCUGAAGAGGAGGAGCAGCUCUGCUCCUGGGCAUGAGCCAGAGACCCGGCACAAACCCCGAGGACUCCAGUUCCGGACCCUCGUCGGGUGGCACCAGCCAAUUCCACUGACCGCGCCUGGGUCGCGGCCGGCUCGUCCCUAAGCAGCGCCGCGGGUGUCCGCGAGGUGGCACCAGCCUGCCUCGGACCAGCCGGGGCCCUCGGGCGUCCAGCGGGAGGAAGGCUGGGGAGGGUGCACCUGCGCUCUGCCGCUCCAGCAGUGGCCGCUGGCCUCCCGCCACCGCUGUGCAGCAGCCUCUCUGCUGCCCGGCUGGGCUGGCCAACGUGCUGAACUGCCGUGUGGGAGCUCAGCCUGAGACGUGCAUUGAGGGGUCACACUGGACAGGUGGGGGCGAGCCUGUGAUAGGGUGGGGCAGGCACGAGGUCAGGGGUCCAGAUCCUCCUCUCAUGCUCUGUGGACAGUUCUGCUUGGCUGUCCAUCUUCACACAGGGUCCUACCUCCGUGGAUGCUGUGGGGAGUUCUGGACCCUUCCCGCCUUCUCCAGCUCCCGGCUGCCCCUGUUGAGCACAGCUCGAGACAGGGUUGGUGGUCUUUCCCUCUGUGUCAGUAACUGCCCAGGUUGGGGGGUCAGCUCGUGCCAUGCACGUGCACACCCACAGGCUCUGUGCCCAUCUGCGCCCCUAGCCUGGCCCGUUAGUUCUCAGUGAUAUUUAAUGUCAUGGAACCGGAGAGAGCACAGUGGGUAGGGCACGCCCCUGCCUGCAGCUGACCCAGGUCCAAUCCUCUGCUCAACAUAUGGUCCCCCAAGGGGCUGGAACAAUAGCACAGCGGGUAGGGCGUUUGCCUUGCACACGGCUGACCCGGGUUUGAUUCCCAGCAUCCCAUAUGGUCCCCUGAGCACCGCCAGGGGUAAUUCCUGAGUGAAGAGCCAGGAGUAACCCCUGUGCAUCGCCGGGUGUGAUCCAAAAAGGAAAAAAAAAAUGGUCCCCCAAGCACCACCAGCAGUGUUUCCCGUGCAGUGCUCUCUGUGGCCCCUACACCCUAGAAUCAGUUAAAUAAACCAUACUGGAUGUGUAA
Messenger RNA from Sorex araneus (European shrew), 2664 nucleotides. It is a transcript of the gene TMEM278, whose product is annotated as transmembrane protein 88B. Gene Ontology annotation, molecular function: PDZ domain binding. Gene Ontology annotation, cellular component: plasma membrane. NCBI's taxonomy places the organism in Eukaryota, Metazoa, Chordata, Mammalia, Eulipotyphla, Soricidae. The transcript is spliced from 2 exons. Gene Ontology annotation, biological process: negative regulation of canonical Wnt signaling pathway. The record is from RefSeq and is a predicted model, not a curated record. Bases 598 to 1623 code for a protein of 341 amino acids.